UCUCAGUUUACUUCCUCUCACUCACCGCUACACACUCUCUCUCUUCGGAACGGAAAAAUCUCUCUCGCCAGAACGGAACUCUCUCCUCAUCUAGAUCCACUGCCGUCGUCACUGUCGGAAUCCACCGGACAACAACCCUCACUCUCUCCCCUAAAACGAUGUCGUUGAUGGGGACAACAACCCUGCGACAUCCUCAUCAUCAUCUUCUUGCACGGCUUUCAGUUCCAAUUCCACUGUCGUUGAGAAUUCCUGGGAACAUGAUGAAUCAGUAUAAGAGGAAGGAGAUACGGAAUGGAAGAGCCCUAAUCCAGUGUUGCUCCGACUCUGCCACGGCGUCCACAUCGUCUCCUUCUUCACCGGCUCCGGAGAAUGCUCCACCGGUGAUAAGGAGGAGGAAGAGGUACAGGAGGCAGUACCCGGGAGAGAGCAAAGGCAUCACCGAGGAGAUGAGGUUCGUUGCCAUGAGACUCCGAAACGCUAACAACCAAGACCCAUCCAGUGAAGACGAUAAGGAAGAGGAGGGUAACGAUGAUGUUGGUGGAGUGAUGUGGCAGCCCAUCAUGGACGGGUUCCUCAAGUACUUAGUUGAUAGCAAGCUCGUAUUCAACACUGUGGAGCGCAUUGUCGACGAAUCCAACCACGUUGCCUAUGCCUAUUUCAGAAAAACCGGAUUGGAACGAUCAGAAGGUCUUGGGAAAGAUCUAGAGUGGCUUAGCCAACAGGGUUUUGUAAUUCCAAAACCUGGCAGUCCGGGAGUUUCUUAUGCCAAGUAUUUGGAGGAGCUUGCAGAGAAGAGUGCCCCGUUGUUCCUGUGCCAUUUCUACAAUAUAUAUUUUGCACAUGUAGCAGGAGGUCAAGUCAUAGCAAGACAGGCUUCUGAGAAGCUCUUAGAAGGAAGGGAAUUGGAGUUUUACAGAUGGGAAGGGGAUGUGCCAGAGUUGAUGAAAGAUGUUCGUGAGAAGCUCAACAUGCUUGGAGAGCACUGGAUACGUGAUGAGAAAAACAAAUGCCUAAAAGAAACCACAAAGUCAUUUCGGUUUUUGGGCCAAAUUGUCCGCUUGAUCAUCUUAUGAAGUCAUCUAAAAUUUACAGUUGGGAUAGUUUGUUAAAAGAAAGGCAUACUGGAUUGGAUGUUUGAUAUGCAGGUGGCUCCCAAAGUACAUGAACGCUUCCUCUCAAUGGCCCCCCCAUGUAGACUACCAAGACAAUUCUUUUUGAUAUUCAAAUUUAGUAGCUAAUGUAGACCUGUGAGUUCUCAGUUACAAUUAAGCUUCUGAAAAUUGUUAACAAUAUUUUGUCUAAUGGACAAAGGGACUAUUGACUACACCAAACACGUGACUCACUGAUACAUGCCCCAACGAAGCCUAUCAAAAUAUUGUUAUCGUUAAAAACAAGAACAAAAUAUAAAACAAAUUUGUUGUUUUGGUUUGUCAGGGACGAGCAAUCACCUGGAGCUGUCGGAGAAGAUGAACUUGAGAGUGGCCGAAGAGCACAAAGGCUUCGGCGACGUGGCUUCCGAGCUGAGAGUGAUUGCGGAGCAGUUGAAGUCAAAGAGCGGUAGCUUCAAGCCUUCAACUAGUAUGUCCAGAAGAUCGAUGACAUAGAGAAACAAGCCACCGACUUUGAAGCUGACAUCCCAAAUGCUUUAUAACCAUGUGUCUUUGUUGGAAUCCAAAGUGCAAUCCCUGUACCAACACCCUCCCACUUCGUCAAAGAGUUAACUCAUUGCUCAAUGGGAUUGUUUGUUUGCUUCAUCUUUGCUAUUUAGUAGAUUAAUUUUUUAGAUUUGUGGUUUGGUUCCUUU
Corylus avellana is the source of this 1804-nucleotide messenger RNA. It is a transcript of the gene HO2, whose product is annotated as heme oxygenase 2. The record is from RefSeq and is a predicted model, not a curated record. Gene Ontology annotation, molecular function: heme oxygenase (decyclizing) activity. NCBI's taxonomy places the organism in Eukaryota, Viridiplantae, Streptophyta, Magnoliopsida, Fagales, Betulaceae. Gene Ontology annotation, biological process: phytochromobilin biosynthetic process; heme oxidation.